CCCCCUCUCUGUCUCCCCUGAAAUUCUUGCUUUCUGAUACAUUUUGUUGGAUCCCUACGAACUCAAUCUCUCUGCACGUUCUCUCUACUCUCAUGCCUGGCAGGAUUCUCUCUCUCCUCUAACAGAAAAUCAGCAAGAAUGCAUAGUCUUAGCUUACUCAAACAAGAAUUCCUCAAGAAAUGGAUAAUUGGCCUUCAAAUAUAUAAAGCUUCAAAGGAGGACAUGAGCCUUUUGGAGAGAAAGAAGGCCAUAAAGCUAUCAGCAAACUUAGCCAUGGCUUCAACUCAAAAUCUGAGAACUCAUUGGAGUCGCACUCUAAUCGCAGAUGCUUCUAAAGAAGACAAUAAUAAGAUCCUUGUGGAGCAUAUAUUAGGCUCUGAUUCCAAGACCUUGAAAAAAAUUUCAACUUCAUUGACGUACAACAAGAGAGUUAGAAGCAAGAAGAUCUUGAAAAGAAGUUGCAGUCUUCAUAGAAGGAAGAAAAUAGCUCCUCAAGGUGUUAUGGCUAGUUCUAUUGCCAAGACCUUAGUGAAGAAAAGAACCCAAUUGCUGAGGAGUCUUGUUCCCGGAGGAGAAUUCAUAGAUGAAUUCUCUCUCAUCAGAGAAACCCUAGAUUACAUCCUUUCGCUCCGUGUUCAAGUUGAUGUAAUGCGGCAAGUUACUAAAGCUACUGAGCAUUUGAAUCGUAAUAAGGUGGUUAAUAAUUAGUUUUUGCUGUUGUUUUUUGUUAUUUCUUCUCUCCUGAAAAAGUUGAUCAUGAAGGAGAUAAAGCAGCUGGUAUAGUUGUAAAGGCAUGUAGAGAUGAACAAUAAUUAAGUCAGUCAUGUCCACUUUUAUAUCACCUUCUAAUUUUCUG
Ilex paraguariensis (yerba mate) is the source of this 856-nucleotide messenger RNA. Lineage: Eukaryota; Viridiplantae; Streptophyta; Magnoliopsida; Aquifoliales; Aquifoliaceae. The record is from the annotation of a GenBank genome assembly.